CUCCACCCCCAUCGUCUUUUGUGGGAAUCCCCGAAAACAACGUGCUCCGUGUAAGCUCAUAAUAUUUUGAGUUUUUCGGCUGUUUCAGCUCGCCUCCUCUGCCUUCGCAGGUGACUCAUCUUCCUCGGACAGCGGCAGCGGGUCAUACGAGGUAGCUGUGUGGUCGUGCGCCUCUUAUUCGUUACGGUAGUUGAGCCGUACUCCUGUGUCUUGGCUCUUCCCUCAUUUUCUCUCAGCUGGUAAAGGAGGGAAAUAAAUGAUGGAAGAGCAGGGUCUCGACAGUCUGCAGCUGAGCCAGGGCCUGGCAAUGAGCCAGGACUCCUUUCAGCAGCUGUGGGAUACCGUAGCAACUCCCUCCAUCUCCACCAUCCCAGCAGCAAUGACUAUGGAUCAAGAGACCUGGAGGCCAGAUGGACAGAUGGAUAUUAUGCUCAUCAAUGACCACGUGCUGACUGACGGCUUUGAUGAGAAUCUGUUUGAGAAUCUGCCCCCAGAGAUGGUGACUAAAGAUGGUGUUACUCCUCCAGCCUCCACCGUCCCGGUUACAACUGACUAUCCAGGGGAAUAUGACUUCCAGCUUCGCUUCCAGAAGUCUGGCACAGCCAAAUCCGUCACCUCCACUUAUUCGGAGCUUCUCAACAAGCUGUACUGCCAGCUGGCAAAAACCAGCCCAGUGGAAGUGUUGGUGAGCAAGGAGCCUCCGCAGGGUGCUGUCCUCAGGGCCACGGCGGUUUAUAAGAAGACUGAGCAUGUGGCUGAUGUGGUCCGCAGAUGUCCCCAUCACCAGAAUGAGGAUGCUGCCGAGCAUCGCAGCCAUCUGAUCAGAGUGGAGGGCAGCCAGAGGGCUCAGUACUUUGAAGACCCGCACACUAAGAGGCAGAGUGUGACCGUCCCUUACGAGCCACCCCAGUUGGGCUCUGAGAUGACGACCAUCCUGCUGAGCUUCAUGUGCAACAGCUCCUGCAUGGGCGGCAUGAACCGCAGGCCAAUCCUCACCAUCUUGACCCUGGAGACCACCGAGGGACUGGUGUUGGGCAGGAGAUGCUUUGAGGUCCGAGUCUGCGCAUGUCCAGGCAGAGACCGCAAAACUGAGGAGGAUAACCGCACCAAGAUGCAGAACGGCACCAAGCAAACCAAGAAAAGAAAGAGCAACCCUGCUCCAGACACCACCUCAGUGAAGAAAUCCAAGUCUGCCUCCAGUGCAGAGGAGGAAGACAAAGAUGUCUUUGUUCUGCAUGUUCGUGGUCGGGAGCGUUACGAGAUGCUAAAGAAAAUCAAUGAUGGUCUAGAGCUGCUUGACAAAGAAAGCAAAACCAAGUCUAAGGUGAAACAAGAGGUCCCUGUUCCCUCCUGCGGAAAGAGACUGCUACAGAGAGGAGAGCGCAGCGACAGCGACUGAGAAGCUUGCCACCUCGAUCACGAGAACGAACGUCAUCUCUUAACUCCUUCCAAGCUGACAGGUCUAUUUCAGGUUUUUACUCGUCAUUGGAAACCCCAGAAUCACCUCCUGCCUCCGUAUGCUAGAAAACUUGAUCACGAGAGCUGGUAACUGUACUGCCUGACCAUUUACUGUACUGUACGUGUACUGUACAGUGUCUUGUUGUUUAUGACAUAUGCAAAUGAAUAAAGGUUGAAUGCGUUAUGCAGAGGAGAGCAGCUCAUACUGUAAGAAAGUCGCUGCUGCCUCCUCCUCACUGCUCUCAGUACAUUUGUACGUCCGGUUAAAUGCCUGUAAGAUCUUAAUCUCCCUGUGAUUGCAUGAAACAGGAUGUCGGGGUGGGAUUUUAAAUUGACUUUUAAUGACUCUUUUUAAAAUGUACGUCAUUCAUGUUGUCAUUUUGUUAUGCAUUACGUUAAGUCUGAUUUACAUGGAAACUGAAGAGAUUUGUUGUUUUUCAGUGACAUUUGUUAUACGUUUUGUCGACAUGAUAAUUAUGAUCUUAAUUUGGUUUAAAAGAAGUUACAGUUGAGGCAGAUGUGUGAUUACAAAGGAUCAUAGUCUAAACACGAGUCACUGCCAUUUAUUUAAAACGGUGCAAACUCACUCUUGUGAGACUUGAAUGGGUGUUUACCUCCAUUAACGUUGCUGUAUUACUGUACCCACACAAAUCCACACAUUUCCAUGUAGCUGUGUGAGGAAGUUUGGCCCAUGUGUUGCUGUUCAGCUGUCCAACCUAAAUGUGCUGUGCAAGGUUAAAAAGAAAAACAAGACAGGAACUAAUGUAAAGCAAAAGGGUUGCAUCUUCCUUUUUUUAAAAAUGUUUUUUUUAUUUUUUUUUUUUAUGUUUUUUGUUUUAUCAAAAAGCUGUACAUAGACUUCAGCCCUCCCCUUUGUUUUCCUCAGACAUCAGUAUGUUAUUCUCACUGAAUUUUGUUAAAAUUAACACUAGAUUUGGUAGAUGAGGGGCUGGCUGGAUCACCCCAAAACCUAUCCACCUUCUUAGUAGUUUGUGGAAGAAAAAAAAUUUUUGUGAGUUUUAGAUAUUUGGUAUCAGAACACAAAGGGACUCAGUGGGACCUUUUUCAGGUAUCAUAAACAAGUUUUAGUAACCAUUUCCUGUGUAAACCGAUACAGUAUGUUUUUGUUUUGGGCCUUCAGUCCACAGACCAUGCAGCCAUUUAAUCAGCACUUCAGUUUGACGUGACCAAUCACUGUCGAUUUAAUAAAACCACUUUUUGUUUUUACACUGCCAUAAAAUUAUCCUUAAGGCAUUCAUUUCUUUGUUUUAUUUCUGUAUCCUUAUAGAUUAUUUUGGGAAGUUAGUUUUAUAUAAGAGGUUUAUCUUUAUAUUUUUUUCAUUGUUAUUUUUUUCAUGCUUUAUUUUGUACUAAUUACGCAUUUUGUUACUUAAAGCUUUAAACCAAAAUAAAUGCUUAAUGUCACACA
This is a messenger RNA of Lates calcarifer (barramundi perch), 2887 nucleotides long. RefSeq names its product tumor protein p53 (gene tp53). Gene Ontology annotation, biological process: apoptotic process; regulation of transcription by RNA polymerase II; protein tetramerization. Bases 257 to 1399 code for a protein of 380 amino acids. Gene Ontology annotation, molecular function: protein binding; DNA-binding transcription factor activity, RNA polymerase II-specific; RNA polymerase II cis-regulatory region sequence-specific DNA binding. NCBI's taxonomy places the organism in Eukaryota, Metazoa, Chordata, Actinopteri, Centropomidae. Gene Ontology annotation, cellular component: nucleus. The record is from RefSeq and is a predicted model, not a curated record. The transcript is spliced from 11 exons.